Messenger RNA from Macrosteles quadrilineatus (aster leafhopper), 1531 nucleotides. RefSeq lists its product as uncharacterized. The coding region runs from base 74 to 1144 and encodes 356 amino acids. The transcript is spliced from 4 exons. The record is from RefSeq and is a predicted model, not a curated record. NCBI's taxonomy places the organism in Eukaryota, Metazoa, Arthropoda, Insecta, Hemiptera, Cicadellidae.
UGUUUAUUCAAAAAAGUGUAAAUGUAUACUCAUUUAGUUUGAAACAUGAGUGCACUUUAUAUGUGCAUUACUAAUGACCUCAAUUUGCAAAUGUAUAACAUGUUGUUGUGUUAAGUGGGCUCAGUUUUGUCGAUGCGUAUUUCACUAUUAUUUUUUCAACUUGUUCGGAUUUGCUUUCUUCAGUUGCUGCUGUUAUCUGCUCGGGAUGGCUGCCAUGCUUCUCAUCCUCUACUUGUAUUACUCCACCGUUUAUCCCGGAGCUUCACUACCAGACACUUUACCUGUGUACGAUUAUGGACAAGAUUAUUCAAUGUAUAAACGGGAAGCUGAAUAUCCGACGGAAGGAUACUAUGGCAACGUUGAGGGUGAAGAAUACUACGGUGACGCUAAACUACUUGACAAUUAUGAAAUUGCAAGAAACAAAAGAGAAAACAAGACAACACCACUUCCACUGACGUCUACCUCUACUACUGACUCUAAAACUGUCAACACAACAAUAUUAAACAACUCUACUAAAACUACACCGAACGUAACCGACCAAUCAAAUAAAGAGAACACUACUCAAAAAGUCGCAGUAGAUCAAGAACCAAAAGAGGAAGAGCUGGACUUCAAACUGUCCAACAGCUUUGUAGACUAUAUACAAGCGGAAGCGGAACGAAACAACAUGAAAGCCUCUCUAGGUCUGUGUAGAAGAGUGCAGAACAUCUCUACUCCACAGUUAAACCUCACUUUGUUCCCUGUGGAGCAAGCCCAGGAGAUCAUUUCUUGCAUCAACGACAUUCUGAAGAAACAAACCAAAAAACAUCUCUGCAUCGAGUUGAAUCCUGAGAUGACUGCGUUCUUGGAGUGGCUCAUUCUGACUGGGGAGUCUAAAGAGAGGAGAAAACAGAUAAAGAUCAAGUCUUACCACGAUGACUUCCUGUUUCCGUCUACUUGUGGGAGUAUGCAGUACUUGGAGGUGCUUUCUCGUCCACCCAUGGCUCCUCCUGAUCACGUUUCUCCUGGUCCUGGAGGUCCUCCACCUGCUGCAUAUAGUGUAGCAGGUGGAGGAAAACCACCAACUGAGGAAAUUCUUACUACUUGUGGCCCAGUACUGGCGUCUGGAAAAUCUGACGCUAAAACUAAGAAAACUGACAAAAACUAAGAUCUUGGCUGUUAACUAUUUAAUUGUUUCUAGCUGCAGGAGUAUAUUGAUCGGUUAUGUGGAGUUGUAGGUAAAACUAAAACCUUCUAUAUUUAAAAAUUGUUUCGUAAUGGUAGAUUACCCGUGUAUACAAAUUGCAGAGUACAUAAUAGAAGGCAACAAAAUGUCAUAUAUACGAUGUUCAUUAUCCAUUGAGAAAACAGUGAGACCUAUUUGAAAAUAGAUUACCCGUGUAUACAAAUUGCAGAGUACAUAUUAGAAGGCAACAAAAUUGUCAUGUAUCCGAUGUCCAUUAUCCAUUGAGAAAACAGUGACCUAUUUAAAAAUACUGAAUAAGUUCGAGAAAUGUGCAGUUACAAUUAACAGUUACCAUUAAAAAUUAUUUGU